AUGUCUAUGCGUCCUAAACCUGUCACCUAUUCUUUGUGUUCAAUAGUGCCUGUUGAGCCUUCGAGUAUGGAUCCGCCUCUUCAAUCUGAGCUUGGGCGUAAGAGGCGCGGACGACCACGCCAGUACGCUACACCCCAGGAUAAAACGAAUGCAAACGUAGAACAAAGGCGAACAAAGCGGCAGAAAGCAACUUCUGCCAAGAGGGACCAACAACAUACCCAUUUCUACGACGCGAGUACUUCAUCAUCACUACUGCCUAUUCCACUUCAAAUCGAUGGUGGAGCCUCGAUCCAACGGUCUGAUCAUCGAUUUGAGAAUACCAGCAUGAUAUCAGAGAUUCCGUGUCACGCCCCGGAACUUGAUGGUCUAGAUAUCUCGCACCUCCUUCCUCCACCUACGCCUCCACUAGAACCAUCUUUGUUGCAAGAGUCCCCUUUAAGGAAUGAUGAAGAUCCAGGAGUACCGUUGCCAGUUUUGGGACUUUUGGAAGGUGAUACAGAGGGCCUUGCUUCAACAGCCACAGCUCACGAUGCCGAGAUCUCGUCGCCCGCUCAUCAUGCAGACUACGAAUCUCGAGUGAAACGUCUUGGACGCCAGCUGGCGCAGCAGUUAAUCAGAUUUCAAGGAUGUUGUGCAGACUGUCAUCGUUCAGCAAAAGCCCAGCACGACCAGGUCCAAAGGGAGCAUAUCGGCCUUGCUGCUUACCUGGAAAGCACUGCAGACAUUUGUCCUGAGAUCAUAAGCUCUACUCGCAUUGCAUCUCCAGAAGAUGGACUUUCUGAAAAGUUGGGUAGCUUAGACCGGCGACAGGUUUAUUGUGGUCUUGGCUCUGGGGGCCACGCGUCCCAUAUCUGCUUGAAUGAGGACGAACGAAUCACGCAUGUUGCUGGAGUCAGCUUUGACGUGGAUAGCGUCACAGGAUUUCCCAGCAGCCUUGCUAUUGCUAAGCAAGGAAUUCGAUGGUCUCCCACCCAGAUGCCUGUUUCAGACCUGCAGUCGAAUCUUCAUCUCUGUCCGAGAGAGGUACACUAUCUGGAUAUGGCGGGAAACCAACGCCGAGUCCACCGUCCUGUGCAGCGAAUCCCGCAUUACACUUUCGGUCGCCUCAUCGGAUUUGAAGAUGUGUCGCUCUAUCUGCUGUUCCCUAACUUGUACCGAGAAGAGCAAAAGUCUAGUCGGCUCCGGGAUGAAGAUUUUCGCACAUGGAUGGACGGCCUGCUGCUUCCUAUCAUUCACAACCAUUACAGUAAUUCCCAUGUCCAACACUACCCCUCGAGCUAUGAUCACAGCAAGCAUAACGCUACCGCUCGCGGCAUUGAGACGCUUGCCCAAAGAGUGCAUCCAAUUGCUCGAGAGCAACAACUCAUGUAUUACCUCCCACCUGAGUCUUUGGGAGCUGUAUGGGCUUCCAUUCAGCUUGCAGUUCAGAGACCUGGAUUUCGUCACUUCCGCGACGUUACUGUUCUCCUACAAGCCAAGAAUCUGAAGGUCCUAACGAAGGACAUCACUUGGUCACAAACGAUGGCACGAUUUCAGAGUUACUGGACCCACUCGAUCGAUGAAGAGUAUGUUACAGCGGAAUUCUACUUCGAUGUAGGAAAGGAGACUUGCCCUGAACAGGCAUCUCAAGCUGCGUCGUUCGGUGAUGACGCGAUAGGUGAUGGCGAUGUCAACAAUUCGACGUGUGUUCCGGUUGGCACGCUUUUAUACAAGCGUUGUUGUCUCCAAUCGUACGCACAUCUAGCACAGAACGACGUCAGCGCCCAAGAAACUGAGAAGCAAAUGUUCUAUCCUUUCAGCAUGCUCCACGAUACUGGUAGCCUGACUAUUGAGACGGGUCAGCGAUCCUUACGACGCAAAACUGGACUUCUGUAUACUCAGUUCUACCCCAGUGUGAAAGAAGUCUUUGCGGCAGGGAACGUUUAUCCAUUUACCAACACCGCGAUCGAAACACUUGCCUUGGACAAAAGGUUACGGCGAACUUGGGAAUUAGUCGGGGGCGCCCUCAGUCAUCAGCCGGCAGCUUUGAUGAAAGCAUACUUAUAUACUAAGCUCCGUUGCCACUUCGCUUUGUUGGGGUCAACAAAAAAGUCGUUUGGUAUUAGGGAAGAACAUCGUGUCUCCAAAGACCUUCUCAAUGCUAUUGACACAGAAUUCCAUUCUCGGCAGCUGCAAGAUGAGCGUUUGACGGUACCGGCCAACCAAAACUCUCCAUACUACGACUUCACAACAGAAACUGUGCUACGCUGGUUACGAUGGAAUAUUAAUAAGUUCUGUGUCGGAUUUGAAAUGGUCUACAGCCUUCAAGACCCUCACUUCGUGACAUGGGAACAUACCCGAAUCAUGCUCAUGUUCCUCCGAUGCCUCCAGUUCUCGUACUCUGGAGGCCUCAUACAAAAGUCUGGCGGUUGUUGGCAAGAUGUUCGACUUCAACCCGAUGCAAACCAGCCCGAUGGACUCCGACGGACUGAAGGUCUCGGAUUUCGUCACACUAUGGAGACUUACGGGUAUGCGUGGUUUCUAGACAAAGUUGAUUGGGAAACGCUCACUUUCAAGCAACCUCAUGCAGCCUACAUGAUGUUCAACAACCCGUCCAUGCAAGCUGCCUACCAUGCUCGAUACCGUCAAGUUCGAGAUGUACGUAUUGAUUUUAUCCGAGUGGAUAAGGCUCGACAAUGGAUGAUUGAGUUCAGCUCGGUUCCUGACUGCCUACAACUUCUGGAGAAAUACCUUCAACAGCUUUGCUUGUGUGCUUUUCGAAAAGAUGUCUUCACCUACAUUAAGUCUGUGUUGCAUCCCGAUCACGUGGAAGCAGCCCUAGCGGGCGAGGUACCUCUCUGCUAUGACAGUGUGCACGAUGCUCUGGCUGAGCGCCACCGCCCGCCCCAGCUUGCGUAUGGGAACCGAUUAGCAGUCAAAAACAUUGAUGUCCUAUUUGCAUGGCUCUGGGAAUGGAAAGAUGGCCACUUUGAACGCAAAGGAUGGAAAGAUAAGCCGUACCGUAUGCUAUUUCAGCAAGGUUUUCAGGCCGUGAAGACCGCUCGAGGUGUAGACGGUGCUCGAAAGUGGCGGCAAGAGUUGAAGAAGUCAUUUUUCAAAAGCCAUUGGAUGCUGCCCUACCCCCAGAGCCAAGGGUUUAUGCGCAAAUAUAAGGAGACCAAGGAAUUUGUAUGGUGGCCCAGCUUUCACCGUGGACUUAAUUCAUACUACACACAAUUGCAACAACUUGGUUCGCUUGCGCAGCCACUACCAACAUCCAAUAUCAAACAUCAUCCGAGUAACGGUUGGGAAUUAUCACCAGGCUACUUCACGAAUAGUCAUAUGCCAUAUGUUGUGCACCCAGAACAGCAGUUACUUCGCAUCUCUCAGGAUGAGUUGUUAGGUAAGCUGGUUAGCCUUCGGGAGCAGAACUUGGCUUCCUCACCUCGGAACAUGACGAGACCGUCAGUGGCUGUCAGUGAAUUCAAUAUCUCCACGCCCGACCAUCUAGGUACUACCGAGAAGUGGUGCGCGAGAAGGCGAAUGUAUGUGCUGAAGACGUUCGAAGAAAGCGAGUCACCCGGUGAGUGCGCCGCCUUUCUCCGGAAAGCUCUUGAAAAAUACGAGCUUCUUCAACACCAUCAGCGAAAUCUACGCCGAAAUCGCCGGAAUCAUGCUUCUAAGCGACUAGAAGUCGAAUCGGAUUCAGACCCAGAAGGCGAUGAUGAUUCUGAGGCCACCUCAGAUGAAGAAAGCCUUGAAGUGAAGCGACUAGAACAAGCAAAAACAGUUCGGAACAUCGAAGCCCGCAUGCGAGAGCUCAUCACCCAGCACCAGCGAAAAGAAAAGAGGUGGCCAGGAGCAGAGUUGAGUGACCAGCGCCUUGCGUACUAUUAUCGGGAAGCGUUCCGUGACGACGGUCAUUUCACGAGAGAAUAUGGCCACCAGACCUUGCCGCGAGACGUCAUCAAAACGACCCCUCUACAGCGGCAAGCCAUGCAGGACAUCAUUAAUGCGCUGCAGAGGCAGGACAAAAUGGCAAAGGAGGUGGGAGCGAUGAGGAGCGUGACGCCGAGCUGA
Molecule: messenger RNA, 4059 nt
Organism: Fusarium oxysporum Fo47
Lineage: Eukaryota; Fungi; Ascomycota; Sordariomycetes; Hypocreales; Nectriaceae
Exons: 3
Coding region: 1-4059 (1352 amino acids)
Source: RefSeq, a predicted model, not a curated record